This is a messenger RNA of Prionailurus viverrinus (fishing cat), 390 nucleotides long. Its product is annotated as UPF0538 protein C2orf76-like. The record is from RefSeq and is a predicted model, not a curated record. Lineage: Eukaryota; Metazoa; Chordata; Mammalia; Carnivora; Felidae. Bases 1 to 390 code for a protein of 129 amino acids. The transcript has 2 exons.
AUGAUUUCUGGAGAGGUGACCAUUAUAGUUUGCCUCAUUCAUUCAUUUGAGCAUUAUAAUUACAAACCUGUAGUAUAUCAUGGAAUUAAUUUGGACCAAACUGUAGAGAAAUUUAUAGUAUUUCUUUUUUUUAAUAAAAAAAAACAAGAGGUCUCUUUAAGGGCCAGCCUGACACCACCAUUCAUUAAUUAUACAUAUGACGAACUGAAGGUAAUUCAUCAAGCUCAUAAAUCAAACGCAAAUAAACUUGUGUUGAAUUUGGAAACUGGCAGACCCCUGGUAAAAGAAGGUAGCAUUCUGGAAGCUGCUAGAAUCAGCAAUGAAACUGAAAUUGCAUCCUUCCAUGAAGAGGAUUAUGAGAACUGCAAAGCUAAUCCCAUUUCAUCCUAG